UCAAAUUAUGAGAAAUGUUUUGAGGCAAUUGAAAACAACAUGAUCAAAUAUUCGAGUUUUUGGUGCUUCCUGAAAUGCCUCUAUCGAGUGAGACUAUGGCCUGUCAGCAUUAAAGAAAAGUCGGUCACAAGCAUAACCAAAGGUGCUCCUUUUUUCUUUUUUUUUGCUUUGCCCCAUUGUCCAUGGAUGAAACAGUGGAACAUGAGCUGAACCUCAAUAAUUAGUGAGAAUUUGUGAUGGGUUUUCUUUUUUUUUUUUAGGAAGCAUAAAGUAGAUAUAUCAGAGUCCCAUGCUAUAAACCCAACAUUACAAGAGUCCUUUCUUUCCUCCUUUUGAGAGUGUUUUUCUCAACACAAGAUGUGAUCCGACCUCCUUUUAUCUUAUCCUUUUCACCAUCCUCUCUUCACCCUAAUUAUUUACUAUAAUUUUGUAGGCAUAAGCAUAUGAGGGUGAAACACAAUUAUCUUUUUAUUUAAAAAUUGAUGAGUAAACGUGAGUAACUCUAAAUAUUAAAUAUUACAAUAUUAACAACAGAAGUAUAAAGAUUGAAUUUGUAAGAAAGAAUUAGUGAAUUAUGAUAUCCUAUAAAUAGAAACUAGGAUCCACUAUGAAUUUGAGAAUAUUAAAUCUAACUUUGUUUUUUGUUGAUGUAAUUUCAUUGAUUAAGAAGUGUUUGUUGGUGGAAGGUAUUGAAUGGUUGCUUCUACUAAUAUUUGUUAAAUGAUUCAACAGUAUGAAAGAUCACUUAACUACCAAGCUUAAGUUUGUAUCUCUUUUUUUACAAUAACACACUUGCAACAACUUUAGUGUUUUCACAAUUGAAAAUAUACACAAUAUAAUAAAAAUAAAUAAAUCAAAUUAGAUUAUAACUGAAUAAUAAAUUCAUAUUAAAAUUAAAUAACCUUGAUUGAAAUGUAAAGUUGUUUAAAUUUUAUCAUAUAUAUUUCUAAAUUAUAAAUAAAAGUAACGUCUCUUUCAGGCUUUCUUCGUCUUCUCUUCCCCACCAAAGAUUCCAAGGAUAAUGAAAACCAAGUAGACCUCCCCUUGGUCCCCAUUUUCUCCCUCUAUAUUAAUUUUAUCUUUGUAAAUCUACUCACAAUAGCCCCCUCCCUUGAAUUGAAUACUUGAAAAAAAGUCCAACGAUGCCACCCAUUCACUCCAGUCCAUAUUUCCAAAUGGAUAAUCCGGCAAUACUGUCUUUGCUCCGGCCAACUCCCGGCGAAAAGCACCGCAAACCCACCAGUAGUAGUGGCGGUCUCUUGCGCAUGUUCAAGCUUUUCCCCAUGCUAACCUCCGGGUGCAAGAUGGUAGCACUAUUGGGUCGACCCCGGAAGCCAAUGCUUAAAGAUAGUGCUACAACGGGUACAAUUUUCGGGUAUCGUAAAGGCCGAGUUUGCUUAGCCAUACAAGACGAUCCCCACAGCGUGCCCAUAUUCGUGAUUGAACUACCAAUGCUAACCAGCUUACUUCAAAAGGAAAUGGCGUCUGAGAUUGUGAGAAUAGCGUUGGAGAGUGAAACCAAGACGCAUAAGAAGAAAGUGUUGGAGGAGUUCGUGUGGGCAGUGCUCUGCAAUGGCAGAAAGAUGGGCUAUUCUAUUAGAAGGAAACAAUUGUCGGAUGACGAGCUUCAUGUCAUGCAGCUUUUGCGAGGGGUUUCGAUGGGUGCUGGGGUGCUUCCUAGCCCAAACGACAAGGAAACAGUGACGGCCGAUGGGGAACUGACGUAUAUGAGAGCUAGAUUUGAGAGAGUGGUGGGAUCAAAGGACUCGGAAGCUUUCUAUAUGAUCAAUCCAGAUGGUGCAGCAUCUGGUCCUGAGCUAAGUAUUUUCUUUGUAAGAUCUAAUUAGAAUUUCUUUUUGUGUUCAUUUAGAUACUUGGAUAUUUUACUUGUGUAACAUAUCAACUUUUUCUCUUUAAUGUUUGUGAAUUACAUGAAUGCCCCAAAAACCAGGCUUCCCUUCUCUCAAAA
This is a messenger RNA of Gossypium arboreum, 1969 nucleotides long. RefSeq names its product protein MIZU-KUSSEI 1-like. Gene Ontology annotation, biological process: hydrotropism. Lineage: Eukaryota; Viridiplantae; Streptophyta; Magnoliopsida; Malvales; Malvaceae. The record is from RefSeq and is a predicted model, not a curated record. Bases 1143 to 1847 code for a protein of 234 amino acids. The transcript has a single exon.